Molecule: messenger RNA, 3107 nt
Organism: Salarias fasciatus (jewelled blenny)
Lineage: Eukaryota; Metazoa; Chordata; Actinopteri; Blenniiformes; Blenniidae
Product: amyloid-beta A4 precursor protein-binding family A member 2-like
Exons: 12
Coding region: 155-2674 (839 amino acids)
Biological process (GO): chemical synaptic transmission
Cellular component (GO): plasma membrane; dendritic spine; cytoplasm
Molecular function (GO): amyloid-beta binding; protein binding
Source: RefSeq, a predicted model, not a curated record
UGAUGGGAGGUGUAUGCGUUACACAGAUUCCCGGGCUGCUGUGCGGCUUUUAUUCAAAAAUCAUCCCGGAGAACAAUCUGAUCCGAGCGGCCGCACACGGGCUUUUCACAGGGACUGAUGUCGGGUUUAGGGUGAAGGUCUGAAGGGGCCGGUUAUGGCUCAUGGAAAGAGACCCGGAGCCAUUUCCAAAAUACUAGCUGCCAGCCCUCCAUCCUGCCCGAGUCCAGGACCUUCGAAGCAGAGCCAGGAAGACCGGAGCGAGUCGGUGACCGAGGCAACCGAGGAACCAUCUUGUACUGUCGAGGAUGCCAACAAUGACCGGCUGACCCCGGCUGUUUUUUCAAAGCACUAUUACAUGAGUUGCGACCCAAGUCCUGAGGACAUGGAGGACACCUGCUCCGAGUACGACAACGUGGGCUCCGAUGUCGAGCAGGACUAUGAUGAGGUGCUGCAUCUGAACAGAGAGGGCGUCGUUGACAUGAGGUAUUACAAACAGUACUGUCCUGAGGAUGGUGGCUAUUUAAAGCACGCAGCUGGUGAUGUUAUUAAUGAGAGCGCCAGCGCUGCUGACCAGAUUGCUCCCAGACCUCGACUUAGCGCGGAAAUAUGUGAGAGCUCACAAUCAGAGCAUAAGCAGCCGAAGAUGGGCCAUCGUUUCAGGUCGCAUUGUGCCCCGAUUGCCGGGGAUGAAGCAGAAGGUGCGGUGAAAAUGUGCCAGGAAGACAGAUUCUUCUUUAACGAUGGUGAUGAGAUAGAAGAAGUGCUGGAUGGGGCCAAAUUUAUAGAGGACUUAGAGGAGGCAGAGAACAGUGUUCAGAGGCAGACUGGCCUUUAUCUCUCAAAUGAGAAUGAAAGAAUUAGAAAGGGAGGAGAUGAUAGGGAGAGAGAAGACGACCCCCGAGUCACAAAAAACCAUAAUACUCCAGGAGCCAGUAAGAAGGUUGAGUCUUCUCACAUAGGUCCAAAAGACAAAGAGAGGCCAGGUAAAGGUCGAGGAAGGAGAGGAACUGGAGAGGACACUGAGCGUGUUGUGUCUGGUGUCAGAGGAUGUGCGCCCAACACCACCGAACAGCGUCCAAAAGCUUUGCCCAAGGACUGCAAAAAGGCAGCCGUGCGCACCAAAGCUCGGUCCGGUGCCACGAAGCAGCAUCCUCCUCCUCCACUUCGCCAUCCCCACCCUCAGUCACCCACCGACACCCAGAAGGCCGGGCCCGUUCGAGAGGCGGCCCCGGUUCCCAGACCCAGUCCCCCCGCUGCUAGGAGCCAGGAGAUGGAACCCAGAGUUGUCAAACCAUCACUGGCUGCUCUUCACACACCAGAACCACAGAGGGACUCUCUGGAGGAGAGACAGAAGCAGCCAGAGAAACCCCAGCAGCAGCAGAUGGAGAAGCCGAGCACAGCCGUGAUGCCUGAGGACGCACCGGAGCAGCCGAGGAGGCCUCAGUGUCCGGAGCCCGUCCCUGCAGAGGAGAGUGACCCUUCUGAGAAAACACAGGAAGCUGCUUCUUUCCCCAGCUUUGAGGACGUCCCAGGUCCCUGUGAGCCGGAGGAUCUCAUUGAUGGGAUUAUCUUCGCUGCAAACUACCUGGGAUGCACUCAGGUGUUGUCUGAUAAAAAUCCUUCCAAGUCUGUCCGGAUGUCCCAGGCACACGAAGCCGUCAGCCGCAUAAAGAGCCAAGAUGAGGACUCUCAAAUGAUGACAGAAGUGGACCUGUUCAUCUCAACAAAGGCUGUGAAAGUGCUGAACGCAGACACACAGGAGACGAUGAUGGACAGUGCCUUGCGGACCAUAUCCUAUAUUGCAGACAUUGGCAGCAUUGUGGUCUUGAUGGCACGGAGGCGCAUGUCUCAGGCUGCUUCUUCAGAGGAUUUUUCCGAAUCUCCCGACUCCAACGGCGAAGGGAAGACUCAGUACCGGAUGAUCUGCUACGUCUUCGAGUCCGAGGAUGCACAGUUAAUUGCACAGUCCAUCGGCCAGGCUUUCAGUGUGGCCUACAGAGAAUUCCUGCGAGCCAACGGCAUCAACCCUACAGACCUGAGCCAGAAACAAUACAGCGAUAUCAUCAACUCCCAGGAAAUGUACCAUGAUGACCUUGUCCAUUUCUCAAACUCCGACAACUGUAAAGAGCUGUACGUGGAGAAGCAGAAAGGAGAGAACCUGGGCGUGGUGAUCGUGGAGUCUGGGUGGGGCUCCAUUCUGCCCACCGUCAUCCUCGCGAGUAUGCUGAACAGCGGUCCGGCAGCUCGCUCUGGAAAGCUCAGCGUAGGGGACCAGAUCAUGUCCAUCAACGAUACCAGUUUGGUGGGGCUGCCACUGGCCACGUGCCAGGGCAUCAUCAAGGGUUUGAAGAAUCAGGUGAAGGUGAAGCUGAGUAUCGUGAGCUGCCCUCCUGUCACCACCGUCCUCAUCAAGAGACCCGAUCUCAAGUUUCAGCUCGGCUUCAGCGUUCAGAACGGCAUUAUCUGCAGUCUGAUGCGUGGCGGUAUUGCCGAGCGAGGCGGCGUCCGCGUUGGACACAGAAUCAUCGAGAUAAACGGUCAGAGCGUCGUUGCCAUGGCACAUGAGAAGAUAGUUCAAACCCUGUCUGUCUCGGUGGGUGAGAUCAACAUGAAGACGAUGCCGGCGGUGAUGUUCAGACUGCUGACGGGACAGGAGACGCCCGUCUACAUCUAGAGAGCCUGCAUGGAUCGGCCCGCUGUAGCUCUGCAUGUCUGGCUGGGUGGAGAUAAGACAGGUGACUCAGUGGGAUGAGGAGAAUUUAUUUUUCUAUCAUUUUACUUUUGGCCUCCUGUUGCGAAGCUGUAAAGAACAUCCAGUUCUCAUUUUCAGGUUUUAUCUUGAAUUACAUUGUCAUAAUGGCCUUAAAAUGUGAAUACUCUGUCUGUAGUACUGUACGUGAGUUUAUGGUGUUGAAGAGAAGUAGCUUUAUGGUCAUGAUUAUUUUCUUAUGAAGAGAUAAAUUAGUACAUUUAUUUUUUAUUUAGUCAUUUUUAUAAUGUGUAUGGAGUUACAACUUGUACUUCUAAUGUAAAUACUUUGGAUUACUCAAGGAUUUGGUUGGAAAGGCCAUAUUACUCCUACAGUAUAUGCAUGAGAUUAUAAGAAA